Haliotis rufescens (red abalone) is the source of this 7101-nucleotide messenger RNA. RefSeq lists its product as uncharacterized. NCBI's taxonomy places the organism in Eukaryota, Metazoa, Mollusca, Gastropoda, Lepetellida, Haliotidae. The record is from RefSeq and is a predicted model, not a curated record. The transcript has 16 exons. Bases 2390 to 6913 code for a protein of 1507 amino acids. Gene Ontology annotation, biological process: protein modification process.
ACCGCGGACCAUGUCGCCAUUAGUACCGGUUUGCAUGAAAGCGUUCACGGUUCCGCGUAGGCGGGGGUUUACUUAAGACGCUGGGAGGAAAAGGUCGGGACGCGCAUCUACCUGGAUUAUAAUUUACCUGUGUCAGGUGUGACGAUGAUGAUGAUAACAGACAGGAGACGCCGAGUGACAGGUACGCACAGGAAUGUUUCCCCGGCGCUCGGAGAUUCCCCCAUCACGAGAUACGGAACGAUGUGGCUGCAGGUAGCCCGGUAAAUUAGGUAUGACAGACUCAACCGGCCGACGCCAUAACAGGAUGUUCCUAAUGAAACAGUGGGCGUGGCUUCGGAGGCUUGAAAGAGACAGUGAUCGUGAAAUUGACACGUUUCGGUGUGGACAAGUCACGUGAUUAUUGAGGAAAUCUGUUUUGAACUUUGAAAACCACGAAUGGUGUGCCUCAAGUCAUUAAUACAUUCUUUUCAUUAGCUUUGACCAGCCGUAAAUGUAAGUGGGGCAUUUCUAUCAUAGGUGUGGUGUAUUGUUAAGCGUUUAGCACAUAUGGGUGGAUUCAUUUCGGAGGGAAUUUGAGGGAGGGAUUGACACUUACGGGGAUUAUUGAAGAAUUAACUCCGCUAAUUACAGUCACAUUUUUUCUACCUGAGUACAAAUACAAAGAAUUCAGACAACUAUUUUAAGGGUGAUGGAUAAUUAGAAUUGUCCUGGAAAUAGAAACACUAUUUAAUGUCACUUAAAAGAUUAGUAGCGUAUAGGUAGGUUAGUGAAUGUUUUGUGCGAUUUGGGUAAUUCAUUUUAUCGAGGUUUGUGUGAACGAAUAUAGAACGGUGGCAGUUGAAGCCGCGUGAGAGCAACAAGGCAAUAUAAUGGGUGUGACCGAUGAAGGGGGGUCUGCAGGGUCGUGUUUAGGGGGCGGUAAAGAUGGUUGGUUUGCGGGGAUGUGGGUGUGGAGGCAAGUGACGUCGGACCUGCACAAUAUCUGUUUGAAACCGGAUUUGUUGUGGUUAGUAACAGGUAGAUAAUAAAUGAACUUUCGUAUGUGGAGUAUUUUUCAUUUGGUAUACGCUUAACACAAUCCGUACGUGAUCUAAGUACAGAUAUAUACGAACAAAUGUUUGGAAGACACUCUGUGUUGAUUUCGAUGUGGCAGUCAGUGUGGGAAAUGCUGAAUACCAAACCGAAAUGGCUGGCUUCCAGAUAAGUUGUGCGUGUGAAUCUGUUUUAGAUAGCGUCGGAAUGGUUGUUGUUUAAUAUCGCACUUUGAAUAUCCAUGUACGCUAGUCAAGGAGUAGUGUGUUUCCCUGUACAAUGUUGUGACUCCAGUCACAGCGUAUCACCAUGCGUUGAAACUUACAUCAGUUAAUAUUAUAUUAUCUAACAUAUAUUACUUUAGAAAUGCUUUUGUCUCGUGGCUUGUCCUAGCGAACGAGUCCUCACAUUUAUGCCUUAUAUCCUGCGAACAUCAUCGAGUUCGUUGUCUCGUCACAUUGAAAGGGCAAAGCAAAUAGACGUUUAUUUCACAUUUGAAAGUCCAUCGGUGUUUGGGCUGGGCAUCCACAGGUUAUGUUUUAUACUUGAUGCAAAAUAAUGUUUGCCGCUGACAUUCAAUAUAACACUAUUAUGUUGCUAUUAGUAGUGGUAAUUUUGGGCGAACUUGGACAUGGUGUCAAUUAUUUGCGCUUAACGCAUUGCUGGCAAGCCAUGAGGAGUUAUCUCCCAUUCAUUGCUCAUGGGGUCGCGUUUCAGUUAUUGAUCAGUUUCGUCCGCUGUGGGCAUUAACAGGGACCCAUUCUUAGUUAUCUGGAACUAAUGUUGUCGUCUCGCCAUGUGGUAGUACCAAACAUUGUCUUUUUUAAAUUAAUUGUAAUAAAAUGGUUAUAAUUAUAAUAACAGAUCCGGUGAACUAUUUUCUUUUGAUUUUUUAUAAGCAAUCGUUAUGCAUAAGGAGAAUUCUACUUGUGCUUCACAUUCCCGCUACGUCAUGUUGAGUCUAGUCGGUAUUUAUGUUCUUUGAUCAUGGCAUGGAUCACUGAUCAUAUCCGAUUGAUCACCUUUCACGAUUAAAUAUUCAAGAGGCUUUUGGGAUAUGGUCAAAGUGGGAGUUCUGUAACCAAUGUAAACUAGAUAUAACAUAUGAUAUGUGAUUGGUUGAUGUUUCAACGUUUUAACCAAUGGAGACCGAGCUUACAAAAUUACGACGCCAUACUUAGUGUUUACAUAUUUCCAAGGCGCUCAGCUUCAAAACAAAGCACCUUCCCGGUGUGUAUUCCGUCAGUAAUAUUCGCUCAAUCACAAAACACUCCACUUGCUACUGAUAAAUCCAUGGAAUGUGCUGACAUAGACAUUGACUUGGUCCAUCAGACUGGACAAAAACUCGCAUGUGAAUAUGCUUCUAGAUCUGACACAAUCCAGAAAGGUCUCACCAGUUGUCACUGAUGUUGACAAAAUGGCUGAACGUGAGAGAAAGACAUGUGACAUUUUACCACCAACCAUGCCAAUUGAGUCAAAGAAAAAGCCUACAUUUUCUAAAAGUUCUAAUUCAUUCGUCAUUGACUGGGGGGAACCAAAACAAACAAGCCUUCAAGAUGCCUUCUUAAAAUUUCAAAAAGAUCGACAGCAAGACAUCCGCCAGACCAGAAAAAUGAAGAAGAAGAAACGCCGCGUGAGAAGGAACCCUGUUCGCCUGAACGCUCUCAGAAGAAAGUUCAUUGACACGAGCAGGAAGUACUUUGGUGUCCCUUAUGCCAGGAAAUAUUGGCCCAAGGAAGCCCCAGAGUAUCAGUCACCCAUGUUCCUGGACUGCUGUGGCCUGGUCCGGCAGGUGCUCCGGGACAUGCGGAAAGACUUGGGCUUCAAGAUCGGACCAUGGAACCAGGCCUACAUGUACGACACUCUGCCCAUCAACCUGAAGGAGGAACAGAUGAAACCAGGGGACCUUGUCUUCAUGUCCGGAAUCUACACCAACCCAAAAUCCAAGAAGCAGCGCCACAACAUGACCCAUGUGGAGAUCUGGCUCGGGGAGGGUGAGAAGACCAUCGGCGCCCGCUGGAAUAAUGGCAAGGUGAAGGUGUUCGACAGCUACAGGUUCUCAGCCAAAAGUUUCCACAGUGAGAAGUACCACUUCAAGUCUAUAGACACCUGGCUCAUGGGCAUCUGCAAGAGUUAUUGCUCUCAACAUCCAUGGAGACGCACGAAAUACAAACCAAAUAAGAAGUCGGUCUUCAAUCCAGUUUCAAGCACUUCCAGCCCAGAUCAAGAUGAUGAAGCUGCAAGUGGAGAUGAGGAUGAUGACAGACCAAGUACAUGUGUCCUUGACCUUGCUGAAGGUUGUUCACCCUCAGAGUGUUCUGCCAAUGGACAGAACCUGGAGGGAGAAAUCAAUGAGCUGGAUUCAGAACACGUCAUUCUGGCAUCUGCAGCAGAAGCAUCUGACAGGGGAUUUGAAAGUGAUUCCGAACUUCCAGAUGAUGUAUCCGAUUUUGAUACAGAGUCGGCCAUAGCAGAUUAUCUUUCCUGUAGCAGUGAUGGGGAAUCAACAGAAAAAACACAAGAUGACCCCUGGGCUUUUUAUGACCAACUGGGUCGUUUGCAUAGUCCCAGCCCUUCCCUUGCAGAGUAUUCCAUGGCUGAUUCUUGUGCUGAACCAAAUACAGACAUCACCUGUAUCCAUAGCUCAAGGAGUUCUGGCUUCCUACUUGAGCCUCAGAAGCCAAAUCCUUCUCCUAGAAGCAGCUCUCUCCCUGAAUUUGAUGUCAAUGAUGAAGAAACUUUCACCAGUGGAAUUACUCCAGUUUGUGACAUCAAAACUGCCUGGGACACCAAUCAUUUAGAUAUUUUACAGUCAGGUCAAGGUCAAGGUCCAGGAAAGGUCAACGGUCAUGGAGGUCAUAUACAAAACAAUGGACAAGAAUCGCUGUUGCUGCUCCCUGAUGACACCCAAUUAGAAUCUGACAUAGUGGACCCUCGUUUACCAAAUUGGGAUCUUGCAAGUGUAUCUGACAGUGCUUCAGCAUUAGAUUAUUAUUUGGACCCUUGUUAUUGUGUUGCUGAAUGUGGCUCCAAGACUUGUGACUACACUGCUGAACAGCUGGAUUCUGAAAUAACAUCAAGUUUAUAUGUCCCCAAAGUCAAUAUUCUUGAAAAUGCUGAUAAAAGUAAUGGAUUUAAAACCCUUGAAGGUCUUUCUUAUUCAAGUUUUGAGUUCGGCUUCCAUCUUCCUGAAGGCAGAUCUGAGAUGUCAGGACCUCCAGGCAUCAAAGAUGCUUCAGACAUCCAUGGACACCAUCCAGAGGACCUUGUUGCUUCCUCUUCAGAAGCCCCUCCUGAAUGCAACAAUCUAGAUGUAUCUGACGUCUGGCAGACUCCACCCAGUGAUGCAGACGGACAUCAGUCGUCUGACAACUCGGGACAGAAUGGUGCCUCGGCCAAUCAGUCAGGUAAUUCUGAUCCCGGCAGGGGGGAAGGGCGUGGUAGCAACAGUGAUGGGGCCGGUCCCCCACAUAGAGGCGGAGGAAAGAAAACCCCUGGCGGCAAACCCACGAAGCUCCCAGCGUGCAGUCUCGCCAACAACAUGACUCCCAGCUUUUACAUCGGCGGUGGAAAUGGAGUUGCCUUAGUGGAGGCUCCUUUGCUGGCCCUGGGUUGGAAGAGGAUAGCUGACAAGUAUGAUGAGCGCUUCCGACUCAAGUGGGUGGAAUGCAAGAGUAGAAUCAACUACUCUGCUUUCAGAGAAGGGGAUCAGCUGGUGAACCACAUCGCCAACUGCCAGAUGCUCACCAACAAGAUGGGGUUGCUCAACAGUCUGCAGGAGUAUGAGAGGGUUACACUGUCAACCAAGGGGAGACUACCCCGCUUGAAAAUGUCUGAGUUUGUGCCAGAGACAUAUCGGCUGGAUAACCGUGAUGACCGAGAGACGUUUCUACAGGUGUAUAAAGAGAAUGAGAUCUGGAUUUCCAAGCCGACAGGGAUGAACCAGGGCAAGGGGAUAUUCCUGCUGCGGACUCAGGCAGAGAUUGACAAACUUCUGUCUGAGCGAGAUGCCAAACAGCAGCAGAGUAAGCCUUCACGGCCCCUCAUGUCACGGAUAGUACAGAGGUACAUCCACAAUCCCCUGCUCCUGGAUGAGCGGAAGUUUGACAUCAGGGCCUACAUGCUGAUUGCCAGCACAGUGCCAUACCUGGUUCUGUACCACAAGGGCUACGUGCGACUCUCCUGCCACAAGUACGAUGGAGAGGACACCAACCUCACCACCCAUCUCACUAACCAGUUCAUCCAGAAGAAGGUUCCCAACUAUGGCGACGUGAAGGAGGACACAGCAUGGAGCAUGGACAAGUUUAACGACUACAUCAACGAGAAUGUUGCCCCGGAGAAAGGAGUGGAACAAGAUUGGGUGUAUAACACACUAACAAAACAGAUGCAGAGGAUAAUGCUCCACUGUUUCAACUCAGUUAAACACAAGCUGCAGUGUAAAGUCGGCUACUUCGACCUGUACGGCCUGGACUUCAUGGUGGACCAGGAGAUGAAGAUCUGGCUGAUCGAGAUCAACAUCAACCCAUGCCUGGCCAUUAACUGUGCAGCUCUCAAGGAGGUGAUCCCUGGGAUGGUGGAGGAGACUAUCCAUUUAUGCCUGGAGAGCUUUGAGAAGAGUCGCAGGAACCAGCCGUUGACGCCACUCAGUUCCCUGAAGGAAUUCACAGUGUUGCAUUGUGGCUCCAACCCCUACGCUGUUGCUCAUCGGCAGACAAGAAGUGUCUCCCCCGCCAAGGAAAACAGCCAGGAUAAAUCAAGGUCUACGCAGUCAUCCAACAAUCCCCGGCAGAGUCGAUCACCAAGCCGAUCAGUUCCUCGUGUCGCCAUUACACAAACUCCUGUCGUCACACAGUCUCAGUACCAGAUACGGAAGUCUGAAUUUUCCUCUAUUUUGAAUCCACAAGCUGCAGGUGGAGGGAGUAAAACUACCACCAGUGCUAAAGUGAGUACUGCUAGUGGAAACUCUGGCAGCUCAAAUUCUACAACGACUUUGCCAAAGUCUGCAAAUGGUGCAGGAAAUACCAACUCAGGGAAUUCUGGGACAGUCAAAACGACAAAGCCAGCUAGCAACACCAUAACAACAACCAGUUCUUCGACAGAUAAAACAACAAAAACAGCAAACAACACAACAGCAAGCAAUGGGGUGAAAGGGAAUACUGGGAUAGAUAAAUCAAAUAAUACACCAGAAUCGACCAAGUCCGCAACCGCUGGUAACGGUAAUGGGGGUUCAGGGAAUUCUGGAACGGCAAACAGCACCAGUGUAAAAACUCCCAGGACUAUUAAAAGCGCAGAUGUUAAGACUAGUCCCAAGUCUGAGGUUGAUGUAAGUAGGAAGAACAACAGCAACAGCAGCAGCAGCAGCAGCACAGCCUCAUCAUCAACCAAGGCUGGCAUCCCCAAUGGAGGAAGUACUUCCGGGACAGACAAGACGGUAAAGACUAACAACAGUACUCGGACUACUGACGUUAAAACAAGCCCCAAAUCAGAUAGUACUGCAGCCAAGCCUCGGCAAGGCAGUAGUGAGAAGCCAGCCAAUAAAAACAGCAACACAAGUUCUCAGAAACCUAAAGCCAGUUCUCCAAGCAAGACAGAAGCUGACAAAGGCAGUAAGGCCGACAAAUCUUCUAAAACUACCGUUACAGCUUCUUCGCCCAAGUCGGAUUCUUCGGGGAAAGAUGUAAAGACUGUGACGAAGACGACGAAGACUGAAUCAAAAAAGGACAGUAAAGUUUCUGAUGGACUUUCAGUGAAACAAAUGGUUCCAUCUAGUCAGACUCCGACUUCGAAAGGGUCAGGAGAUGAAGAUGUGAAACUGAAGAUGACACAUGCCAAAGCCUCUGCGAAUCGGAAGAACAGACCUCGAGCUGACACUGGAAAUUGAUGACAUGUCUGUUUAGUUUCUGUCACAUGUUAAUUUUCAUGACACUGUGUGUCGGGAUAGAUGCAGUGCUCCAGAUAAGCUGCGUAUCUGCGUAAAAUACGCAUCAGAUAUGCAGAAAUAUGCAGUAAAAUAAAAUCCAAGCGUAUCAAAUACACAACGAACAAUACUGAUACACUACAAAAAUAAAA